AUGGCUGGAACAAAGGACGAUCUUAAAGUGGUAGAGCCACUGCCCGUCAAUGACGAGCGGACACCACUGCUCGGAAACCAAUAUGACGAGCCUCCAGACCCCGCGAACGCCUCGAUAGAAGCGCAAGCCGAACAGGAACGACGAGAGCACGAUACUGGCGCCACGCCUGUCGCGGAUGAGCCUAGUACAAAGCAGCUCUUGGCUACGAUGAGCAGUCUGUGGCUGAGUACCUUUUUCGCAGCAUUAGAUAGCACUAUCGUAGCAACCUUGUCAGGUCCCAUCACUGCAUCCUUUCACUCUGGCACGCUCUUCUCAUGGAUAGCAUCUGGCUACUUGAUCGCAAAUGCAGCCUGCCAACCCCUCUCAGGCAAACUUACGGACAUCUACGGACGCCGGGCAGGCCUCGUCUUCGCCAUCACCUUCUUCGCUGCCGGGACGCUGAUUUGCGGUCUCGCCACCGACGGCUGGGUCAUGAUCCUUGGCCGCGUCGUAGCAGGCGCUGGCGGUGGCUGCCUCAAUACAAUUUCCACCUUUGUUGGUAGUGAUCUGGUUCCCCUGCGCAAACGCGGGGUUUGGCAAGGCAUCGGUAACAUCGUCUUUGGCAUGGGUAUGGGUCUGGGCGGCGUUUUCGGUGGUGGGAUCAAUGACAGUAUCGGCUGGCGCUGGGCUUUUUACAUCCAGGUUCCCUUCAUCCUGGUCGCCGGCAUCGCAGGUUAUCUCACGGUCAAAGUACCCGUCAAGGAGACAGAGGAGUCGAAGCUGAAGCGUGUGGACUUCCUCGGCGCUUUCUGCCUCGUGGCUUGCCUGGUCCUCCUCUUGCUGGGGCUAAACAGUGGCGGCAACAUUGUGCCCUGGAACCAUCCGCUGGUUUACGUCUCGCUUCCGCUGUCCUUCAUCUUCCUGCUACUGUUCAUCUAUGUCGAGGACCGGGUUGCCGCCGAGCCAGUGAUACCAGUCCGGUUACUCUUGAACCAAUCCGUCAUGGCCGCCUGCCUUACGAACUGGUUCAUGACCAUGUCUGUCUUCGCUCUGAUCUACUAUGGACCGAUCUACUUCCAAGUCGUUCGUGGAGUCAGCUCGACGCGUGCCGGCACGCUAUUCAUCCCGCAGUCAGUCGGCACUGCUUUGGGAUCGCUCGGGUCGGGCUUGAUCAUGCGCGCGACCGGCAAAUACCGAUUACUCAACCUCUUCGCACAGCUCUUGAGCUUGACGUCCGCCUCGCUCAUCCUGGGGACGUUCAAUGCUACCGUGCCCGAUGCGCCACCGUUCAUUUACCUCUUUAUGGAAGGCACGGCUUACGGCUCGAUGCUGACGAUUACACUGAUCUCUCUGAUCUCGGCUGUGGAUCACAAGUACCAGGCCGUCAUUACGUCUGCGUCGUAUGCCUUCCGCUCAACGGGUAGCUCUAUUGGUAUUACCAUUGCCUCCGCAGUCUUCCAGAACACACUGCAGCAGCGGCUCUAUGAUCGGUUUAGCCCCUUGCCUGGCGCUGCGGACGAAAUCAGGCGGAUACGGGAGUCGGUAGAUGAGAUCAAGCAUCUACCAGAAGGGUGGCGUGACGGCGUCAUGGAAGCAUAUGUUGAGGCGCUCAGAGGCGUUUGGGUGGUGGUGCUGGGCUUCGCGGUCUUGGCGUCCAUCACAAGCUUCUUCAUCCGGGAGCAUGUCUUGCAUAAGAAUCUGGCGAGGAAAUAG
Baudoinia panamericana UAMH 10762 is the source of this 1692-nucleotide messenger RNA. RefSeq lists its product as uncharacterized. Gene Ontology annotation, cellular component: fungal-type vacuole membrane. Gene Ontology annotation, biological process: transmembrane transport; basic amino acid transport. The record is from RefSeq and is a predicted model, not a curated record. Lineage: Eukaryota; Fungi; Ascomycota; Dothideomycetes; Mycosphaerellales; Teratosphaeriaceae. Bases 1 to 1692 code for a protein of 563 amino acids. Gene Ontology annotation, molecular function: basic amino acid transmembrane transporter activity. The transcript has 2 exons.